ACACAGCGCAUAGAAUAGAGAGGACCGUUGGGGAUGCGGCAGUCAACACCAAUAUUUUGCUUUACAAACACAAACUCAAUCUUGUGUCGAACAAUUUUGAAUUGAAUUCAAGAAGAAAAGCUUUGAAAACAAAUGAUCACUGCCAGACGCCAUGGCUGGCAACGCCCCUUCCAUCCUUUGCAGAUGGUGGGAAUCGCGGUUUUUAGUUUUCUGGUGGUGACCUUCUACACAUUCCUGGGACUUUUCCUGGGAAAUCGAAUCGCGGAGAUUACAGUCACCACAGUCUUCUCCAUGGUUGCUGUUUCGGUCAUGUUUCUCUUCAUCCGGUGCACCGCGACGGACCCAACUGACAGAACCAGCUUCAAGAAGAAGAAGAAGAAGAAGAAGAAGAAGAAAGGCUCCAGAGGAGGUGGUAAAGGGUACCCGGAACUUAAUCACUGGUUCAUUCUGGGGCAGAUUAUGGUCAGGUUCUUGAGGAGAGUGGAGAAGAAGCUUCUUAGGACUUUUAUAAGGAGGAGUUAUCUGGAUCCGUGGAAGACCAGCACUCAUAUGGAGCCGUUGGUUCCUUUUCCAUUUGUGCUCAUGAAAGACGACGACGCUGUCUCUCCCGAUCUCAGAGAAGACGACAUCUCGUUUUGUGCACUCUGCGACUUCGAGGUGAAAAAACGAAGCAAGCACUGCAGGACAUGCAACCGGUGCGUUGAAGGCUUCGAUCACCACUGCAGGUGGUUAAACAACUGUGUUGGUAAAAAGAACUACACCACAUUCAUUCUUCUGAUGGUUUUCGUUUUGUUACUUUUGAUCAUAGAAGGAGGAACAGCAAUUGCCAUAUUUGUCAGGUGCUUCACCGAUAAAAAUGGAAUAGAGCAGGAGCUGAAGAGGAAACUCUACCUAGACUUUCCAAGAGCUGUUCUUGCCACAAUAUCGGUCUUGCUAACUCUAUUGACAGCUUAUGGUUCAGCAGCAAUGGGACAGCUUUUUUUCUUUCAUGUGGUCCUCAUCAAGAAGGGAAUCAGAACAUAUGACUAUAUCCUGGCAAUGAAAGAGGAGAUCAACCAGUCUAUGGAAAUGGAUCCAUUUAAUGAUGAUUCAGAUUUCUCCUCAGAUGAGAGCAUUAGUGAUUUUGAUUCACCCGAAAAGCCGUCAUGUGUAUCAAGGUUUAUAUGCAGAGGACAUGAUGCAGGAAUUCAGAAUCCCAGAAGGCUGUCCAUAAGAAUUGAUGGAGAUCCUCAGCCCUCCACGUCAACCAAGCCACAAGGUUUCCGCGUCAGCAUUAAUCCAUGGAGGCUGAUAAAGUUGAGCAAAGAGAAGGCAUUGCUCGCAGCUGAGAAAGCCAGAGAAAGAAUUUUGAAACAGAAGCCAUCUGCAGAGCAUGAUUCAUUGAGACCACUACCAUUAGAGACGAAAUCCGGACCAUUGACGAUGAGCACAGAUAGAACCACAGCCACUGCAACUACAGCAGGAUCAGGCUUAACACCUUUAAUAUCGAAAGGGGGGUGGAUGCCAGGGUCACCCGUCGCAAAGUUUUCAAGCCCAAGAAGGAGGUUUUCUGGCUCACCAACUAUGUUCACUGGCAUUGUUCCCUCACCAAAGCACAAGUACAAAAGUAACUUUGACUUGAAGUUGACAGAGGUGUCCAGGGAGCUGGAGACCUAUAUCUCGAGGCAGGUUCUGUGUUCUGUUAUAAAGAAGGAUGGCAGUGAAGCAUCCCCAAGAUAAACUGGGAUUAUGUUUAAAACUAUUUAGAUAGGGAUUUUUUCGAGACUGAUACUCCUUAAAUUAUUACACCACCUAUUCAAUGUUAUUUAACUUUUAUGAAAAUGCAAGUUAAUGGUAUAGAAAUUUCCCCUGCAUCAAACUGA
Molecule: messenger RNA, 1862 nt
Organism: Rosa rugosa (rugosa rose)
Lineage: Eukaryota; Viridiplantae; Streptophyta; Magnoliopsida; Rosales; Rosaceae
Product: protein S-acyltransferase 18
Exons: 8
Coding region: 133-1719 (528 amino acids)
Biological process (GO): peptidyl-L-cysteine S-palmitoylation; protein targeting to membrane
Cellular component (GO): endoplasmic reticulum; Golgi apparatus
Molecular function (GO): protein-cysteine S-palmitoyltransferase activity
Source: RefSeq, a predicted model, not a curated record